AUGCGAAAACGUAAUGAAGAUUUCGAUGACUAUUAUGAUGUACAUGAGGAGAAUUGGACACAUGAUACAUUUGAGGAACUAGAAUAUACCCAGAGCCUAGAGAAAAAUAUAAAAAAAAAACUAAGUAAAGAAGAGUCAAAACAGAGUAUAUUUUUCUGCACAGAUGAUAAAUCAAAAAUUAUUAAUUCUGAACAAGUACAAUCAAACAGCAGCGAUGUGUAUGUAAUAAAUAAUCUAAAACCAUACAAGGAAGACAAAGAUAGCAUCAAUUUAAACAUUAAUGAAGCAAUUGAGGAGGGGGGAAAUCAUCAAAAUGAACCUAAAGAGUUGUUAAAGAAUCUAGCUGAUGAAAUGGAUGAUGAACACACUGAUGGUCAAAUUAGCAACAAAUUAAGAGAAAGCAAAAAAACAGACCAAGAACUAUAUUUAUUUAAAGAUAUUUAUAAAGAGUUAGAAAAUUCCCCAAAUGAUGAAAAGGAUGACAAUUACUCAUAUGAAGGAAACCUUUGCAAAAGAAGUGAUAAUGAAGAAUUUUUGCAAAAAUUAGAAUUCAUGAGUAGUAACAACGAAUCAGACAAUAUGGAAGAUCCUUCAGGUAAUUUAUUUAAUUUGAACAAAUCAUCUAUGGAAUUGUGGGAUAAAAUAAAUAGCAACGAUGGCGAUUAUGGAGAUUAUGACGAUCAUGCCCAUUAUGGUGAUUAUGACAAUUUUACAAAUGAAUGUGGUACUAGUCAUCAGGAUAGUAGCACAUUUCACCAUAGUAAACAUAGCAACUAUAAAGAUUAUAAAGAAACAUUCGAAAAUGAAAAAUAUGACAACUUUGCUUAUAAUAACAGCAAUGGAAAUAGCUCUAUUAUGAAGAGUCGAAAUGAUGAUAGCGAAAAGGAGUAUGAUUUAAAAGGAGAUAGCCAUUUUUCUACCUUUUUAAAAGAACAACUGGAUAUUAGCGAAUCUGAAAAAAGUAGCAAAGGCGUGCAUUAUUUUAAAAGACAUGAUAACUUAGAGGAUGGGGUAGCAAGUAGAAAUGCAAAAUAUAAAAUGAGAAGAAAAAUUGAAGAUAUAAAUGAUGAAAUAAAUUGCUCGUAUGGAAAGGAAGAUGCAUGUGUUAAUGCAGUAAAAAUUGGGACUAAUAAGAACAUAAUGCAAAAUGAUAAAUUUAUAGAUAAUAAUAGCAAUAUCAUUGGUGAGGCGUCCUUAAACAACUCACACAAUUACAAUUUUUCAAAUGAUAAUAGCAACAUUAGUUUAAAUACUCCUAACAUUCAUGUGAAAAAAAAAAAAACAAUUGUUCUUCAUAGUAAGGAUGACAAUGUUAUUAAUAAAAAUAUAUGUGAAGAUAGUUUAAAAACCAGCGCGUACGGUUACCUCUCCCGUGAUAGUAACCAAAUCGGAAAAAUUAAUAAAAUGGAUAGUCAUAACACAUCUGCGAAAUGCAGUUAUCAGAGCAGCAAGGAAAACGGUAAAGAUGACCAUGGCAAGGAUUCAAUCAAAAGGUCAGUAGACAAUGAAAACAAGAACAAUGACAUGACAUAUGAACAAAUAAAUACUACUGUGAGAUCAAUAAAUAACAUUAAGAAAAACGCAAGAGGACAGAAUGGUCAAAUGAAGCAACUACCGAAAGGUGACAACACAACAGGGUUUCGAAAAAGGAAAGUCGAUAACAAAAAUGACAGGGAUGGAAGUGGUAGAAGUGGUAGAAGUGGUAGAAGUGAUAGAAGUGAUAGAAGUGGUAGAAGUGAUAGAAGUGGUAGAAGUGGUAGAAGUGGUAGAAGUGGUAGAAGUGGUAGAAGUGGUAGAAGUGGUAGAAGUGGUAGAAGUGGUAGAAGUGGUAGAAGUGGUAGAAGCGAUAGGAGCGAUAGUAAUAAUGACAGCAAAUCUUUUAAAAGCAUGCUUGUAGACCAAAAAAAUACUCAGAGAUAUUCCCAAAAGAAGCAAAUAAAAAAUGAGGAUUUUGUGAAUAGCAGCUCAGAUAGCGAUUUUAUUUCGAUAAGUAAGGAAAGAGUUAAGGAUAAUGCAAAUACGCAUGCUACAUGUAACAGUAAUGACAGCACCGAUAUAUGCAUUGAUCUAAAUGAUGAAGACUCGUGGGAAGAAACUGACAAAUCAAAGGGAAAAAAGGGAGUUGCAAGCAAAAAGGUUGUAGUAAAUAAAAAGGGCGUUGUAAGCAAAAAUGGAGUUAUAAGCAAAAAUGGAAUCGUUCCAACUAUAAAAGAUAAAAUCAAAAAAUCAAAUAAGAAGAAUGAAGAAGAGGGAAGUAGUACAGGGAGGAUGAAGUAUAUGAACAAAGAAGAAAGAGAGAAAAGAGACCCUUCAAUUGAGCAGGAUGACCACAAGAGCAAUGAUAGACUAAAGGAGUUGGGGAAGGAACUAACUAACCAAAUUUACAAACUAGAAAAAGAACAAGAUAAAGUUAAAAAAUUAGAAUACGAAUUAAUUGCUAAAAGUGCAGAAAUGGAACUAGAGCGAGAAGAAAUGAAAAACAAAAUAGAUGAAGAAAAAAAAAUAAUGAAGAAAACUAUAGAAGAAGAAAAAAAAAAAUGGAACAAGGAAAAGAAGAGAAUAGAAAAUGAGAUAGAUAAACAGAGAAAUAUUAUAAUGAAUAAAAGAAAGCUAACAAACGAAAUUGCAAUGUUUAAAAAUAAAAUUAAAGAACUUGAAGAGAAAAUUACAGCAGAAAAAAGACAACAUAAAAUAGUUGUCGACAAAUUAAAAAAACAAGUGGAAUCUUUACAAAUUGAAAAUGAAAAGCUUAAAACCGAGUUAAAAAUAUCAGAUGAGUAUAGAAGCAAAUUAGAAAAUUAUCAGCAAAAAACUAUUAUGAAAUUAGCAACAAAUGUAAUUCAAGAGAAGACAACAAAAAAUGAGGAUAUGAAAAAUUCUUUGCAUUUUUCUGAUUGCUCAGAAAAUUCUAACAAAGUAAAGAAAAUAUCAAAUAUUCAAAAUAAAAAUACGCUAAAUAAUAUAGACCUAAUUGAUCAAAGCUCAAGUAGCAAUAAUAACAAAAUAUACAAACAUGUCCAAAGGGGAAGCGAUCCAUGUGUAGAAAAAUGGAAAGACAUAAAAAAAAAAGAAAAAAAAAGUACUCUUGAUAAUUUAUUUGUUCAUAAAAAUGAUAUGAAAAAUGCACGAUCUAACGAAAAUAACAACACAUUUAUAGAUAAAAAUUUGAAAAAAAUGAAGUCCAUAAUUCAGAGAAAUAGAAACCUACAGUGUAAGGACAAAAUAUAUAAUGAGGAAGACAUUUAUAGCAAUACUACGAAUGAACAUAAUAAACAUUACAAAGAGUAUUUUUUUGAUAACUCCCCUAAAAUAAAUGAGAAUUUGUCAUACAAUAGUGGUUUCAUGUUCGAUGAGAAAGGAAAGAAUGACCUUCAUGAAGAGCUAAUCAGUUCCACCUUUUUAAAUGACUACACAAAGUACUACACUAAGAAUGAGAAGAAUAAAAAGGAAUUAGAUUUAGGAACAAUGGUGGACAAAUUGAAUGGAGAAAUACCCAUCGAAAAUUCAAUCAUAAGAUAUGGCGAACCAAAUAGAGCCACGGUAAAUUCUCACAGUGGUAAAGCAUCAAGCAAAAUGCAUGAUCUCAUAGAUAACGAAACCGUAGUGUAUAAAACAAACAACAAGAUAAUUAAUUGCUAUUCAAACAUGUUGGCAACAACCAAGAUAGGUAUAAAUAUAAAAGAUGAUUAUCCAGCAAAUUUUUCAAAAAAUGGGAAGGAAGAUACAUCAAAUAAUAGGGCUAAAAAUGGUACUAAUAAUAAUAACCACGCUGAGAAGAAAAAUACAUUGUUAGAAUGCCAUGAGAAAGAUGGCACAUAUGUUUCUAACAAACAGAAUGAUGAUAUGAAGGGGAACAUAAUAAUAGGAAAAAAGAAUAAGUACGAUAAUGAUUGUGCAAAAAAAAAUAAUUUAGAACCGAGAUCCUGCUCGGAGAGACCUAUAACUAAUAAUGUUAACAACCUAAACCCUUUUGGCAAAAAUUGGGAUUUCAUAAUAAACUUUAAUUUUGAUGAAUUAUUUAACAGUUGUGAAAAUGUAAUCGAAUCAAUGUUUUCAUCAACCAAGAUAAUGAAAUAUAGACAGGCAUUCAUCGAUGGAAAGGUGGAAACGUUAUUUGAAGAUGGCUUAAGAAUAAUUGAAAAAAAUAAAAACAAAAAAAUUGUCGAUCCCUCAAAUUUAACUAUUUACCUUUACCCCAGUAAGGAUUACAGAGCACAGCUCCCCAAUUCAUACACGCUAUUUCGAUUUGUCAAUAAAGGCAUAUAUCAAGUGAACAUACCUAAUAAGUGUCAGCUGAAUAAGUUUCCAAAUGGCCAAAUAGAUUGCAAAUACAUCGAUGGUCACACACAAAUUUUAUUUUGCGAUGGAAAAAGGAAGGAAAUCCUACCAAACAAGGAGGAAUAUGCCAUAUUACGUAACGGAACAAUAAAAAAGAUUAAUUAG
Messenger RNA from Plasmodium gonderi, 4443 nucleotides. RefSeq names its product spindle assembly abnormal protein 4. The transcript is spliced from 4 exons. Bases 1 to 4443 code for a protein of 1480 amino acids. NCBI's taxonomy places the organism in Eukaryota, Apicomplexa, Aconoidasida, Haemosporida, Plasmodiidae. The record is from RefSeq and is a predicted model, not a curated record.